Corapipo altera (White-ruffed manakin) is the source of this 8951-nucleotide messenger RNA. RefSeq names its product cell adhesion molecule L1 like (gene CHL1). Gene Ontology annotation, cellular component: axon; plasma membrane. The record is from RefSeq and is a predicted model, not a curated record. The coding region runs from base 309 to 3995 and encodes 1228 amino acids. Gene Ontology annotation, biological process: axon guidance; cell-cell adhesion. Lineage: Eukaryota; Metazoa; Chordata; Aves; Passeriformes; Pipridae. Gene Ontology annotation, molecular function: protein binding. The transcript is spliced from 29 exons.
CCGCCGGGACGGGGCUGCGGAGCCGCUGCUGCCGCGACCCUCCGCCCGCGCCGGGCUCAAGAUGCAGUAAAGUGGGGACAACCCCUCAGAUGUAAAACUACAAACUGACCAUGCAUUGAUGAAGAAGCAGCUGCAUGUACUGGUGUGUGUUUGCAGAGCUGAACCAGCAUUUUCCUUCACGUGCUACAGGCAGAACAGUUUUGCCUCAGACUUCCACUUUCACAUCCCUACGUCUGAUUUGAAGCGACAGUGAGAGGAAGCACCAGGUAUCUCUUGUUCUGUUUGGACUCCUUGUUUACAGAAGAGUGAUGGAGAUGCUAUUAAGCACAAAAGGCAUCACCAUAUGCCUGUUUUUCUUUGUAUUGAGUUUGGCAGCAGCUAUUGAAAUACCAUUAUCAGUCUCACAGCUUCCAACAAUCACAGAGCAAUCCCACACCCAGGUUGCCUACCCCUUUGAUGAGGACUUUACAAUUAAAUGUGAAGCCAGAGGAAACCCACAUCCCACCUUUAACUGGACUAAGGAUGGAAAACCAUUUGAUUUGUUGUCUGACCCGAGGAUAGUUACAUCCAACAACUCUGGAACUUUUGUGAUUCAAAACCGAGGAAUCAUCAACAAUUUUCAAGGGAAAUAUCGUUGCUUUGCUUCCAACGUGCUGGGAACUGCCAUGUCAGAAGAAAUUGAGCUUAUUGUUCCAAGUGUACCAAAGUUCCCCAAAGAAAAAAUCGAGCCUCUGGAUGUGGAGCAUGGAGAUUCUGUGAUUUUGCACUGUAACCCCCCAAAAGGCAUCCCACCUUUGCAUAUCUAUUGGAUGAAUAUUGAUUUGCAGCACAUUCCACAAGAUGAAAGGGUCUCCAUGAGCCUUAAGGGAGAUCUGUACUUCGCCAACGUGGAGGAGAAUGACAGUAGGAGUGAUUAUUGUUGCUUUGCAGCAUUUCCAAGGCUCAGGACAAUUGUGCAGAAAAUGCCAAUGACGCUGAAGGUUUCCCGUUUAAAGCAUGCUAAUGACUCAGGCUCACCUAACGCUGCUGUUACUAAGGCAAAUUUUAUCAAGGAAAGAAAACCCAAACUGCUGAUCCCUCCUGAAUCUGCUGGCAGUAGCUCAUCAGUCACUGUCAUCAAGGGAGGUGUCCUGCUCCUCGAAUGUAUUGCUGAAGGGCUCCCAACUCCUCAUCUAAGCUGGGUCAAAGUCACUGGAAACAUGCCCAAGGACGAACCAGAAACAGAGAAUUUUGGGAAGAUCCUGAAGAUAGAUCAAGUGUCAGCAGCUGAUGAAGGGACGUACCAGUGCACGGCGAGCAACCCCAUGGGGAGGGCGAAGCACGAGUUCCACGUCCACGUGGAAGAGCCUCCCCAGUGGCUGAAGAAGCCCGAAGGUGGUGUCUACAGCGUGGGAACGAACCUCGUGCUGCUGUGUGAGGCGAUUGGCAACCCGGAGCCGAGCAUCCAGUGGAAACUCAACGGGAUGCCCAUCGACAGCAGGACCUUCAGAGGGAGGAUCUCCACCCGGGAGAUCAGCCUGACCAACCUGCAGCUGCAGGACAGUGCUGUGUUCCAGUGUGAAGCCACCAACAAGCACGGCACCAUCCUGGCCAGUGCCAACGUGAAUGUCCUCAAUAUUGCUCCCUUAAUCCUGACCUCAGAUGGGGAAAACUAUGCUACAGUGGUGGGUUACAGUGCCUUCCUGCACUGUGACAUUUUUGCCUCACCUGCAGCAGAUGUCAGAUGGACCAAGGAUGACAGCAUAGAGCCCCUCUCAACGUUCCGCUAUGAGUUAAAUAAGAAUGGAACCCUGGAGAUCAAAGACACAAAGAAGGAAGACUCAGGAUCUUAUGCUUGCUGGGCUGCAAAUUCUGUUGGGAAAAGAGCAAUCACUGCUAAUUUGGAUAUAAGAGAUGCUACAAAACUUGUUGUUACUCCCAAGAACGCCCGAGUGCUGAAAUCACAUUCAAUUUUAUUGAAAUGUCAGGCUGAGUAUGAUUCCCACUUGAAACACAGUUUUAAAUUAUCCUGGAGGAAAGAUGGAGAUGAGCUGCCAGUCAACAGCACGGAAGGUGGCAGGAUGAUUCUGGACAGGGACACACUGUUCAUCUCCAGUGUGCUGCUGGAGGAUCAAGGAGUUUACACGUGUGUGGGCAGCACUUCCCUGGACUCUGCCACGGCCGAGUCACGGCUGAUUGUUCUUGAUGUUCCUGAUCCACCAGAAGACCUUCAGCUCUCUGAAAACCAGAACCGAAGUGUUCGACUGUCCUGGAGAGCUGGGUCCAGCCACAACAGCCCUGUCAAUGAGUCCAUCAUAGAGUUUGAAGAGAACCGCUGGGAGCCAGGGAGGUGGCAGGAGCUCACCAGAAUCCCCGGGGAUGACACCACAGCCCUGUUGUCCCUGGCCCCGUACGUGAAUUACCAGUUCCGCGUCGUGUCCGUGAACGCCGUGGGGAGGAGCCAGCCCAGCAAACCAUCCCUGCGCUACUCAACACCCCCAGCUGCUCCAGACAAGAACCCAGAAAACAUCCGAGUCGAGGCUUCUGAACCCAAUGAAAUGGUGAUGAAAUGGGAGCCAUUGAAACCUGUGGAGAGGAACGGGCCGGGGCUGGAGUACAAAGUGAGCUGGAGGCAGCGGGGGGUCAGGACGGACUGGAAUGAGGAGAUGGUGAAGAAACAUUCCCUGACUGUGAGAAACACUCCCACCUUCGUGCCUUAUGAGAUCAAAGUCCAGGCAGUCAAUAAUUUAGGAUCCGGCCCCGAACCAAACGUUACCAUCGGAUAUUCGGGAGAGGACUUCCCAGAUGCUGCUCCUUCGGGCGUGUCGGUGGAUGUUGUGAACAGCACACUGGUCAAAGUCUUCUGGUUUGGAAUACCAAGGGACAGAGUUCGAGGACAUUUAAGAGGCUAUAAGGUCAGUUGGUGGAAAACAAAAAACAUGCUGGAUGGGAAGAGGCACCACCCAGAGAAACACUUCCUAACAUUUGUAGGAGACAGGAACUAUGGGAUGAUUCCUGGCCUGGAUCCCUUCAGUGAAUUCUGCUUAACUGUCCUGGCUUACAACUCCCGAGGGGAUGGCCCCGAGAGCUCCCCCGUGGUGUUUGAAACUCCAGAAGGAGUCCCUGAACAGCCACGUUUUCUGAGGAUCCUGAACUUUGACAAGGACUCUGUCACUCUGUCGUGGGGACUUCCCAGGAAAGCCAAUGGCCACCUUACUGGCUACAUUUUGCAAUACCAGAUAAUCAACGAGACACACGAGGUGGGGCCCAUGAGCGACGUCAGCGUCACCAACCGCUCCACGCUCAGCUGGAGGCUCUCGGGGCUCAGCCCCAGCACCAAGUACAAGUUCUACGUGAAGGCCUGCACUGCCAAGGGCUGCGGGAAGCCCGUCACGGAGGAGGGACUCACCGUGGCUCAAGGGAGUAAAGGGACCGGCAGGAUUUCUGAUGCAGUCAAACCCACCCAAAAGUUUCACCCCAUUGAGGCACUUGAGCCUGGCACUGAGUACACAGUUCGACUAGUGACUAAGAACUGGGUUGAUAACAAUAGCAUUUUUGAAGAUGUAAUUGAGACAAGGGGGAGAGUUCCCCAAGCCUAUGCUGGAAUUUAUGAUGGGAUUUCCACCCAGGGGUGGUUCAUUGGACUGAUGUGUGCCAUAGCUCUGCUCACCCUGCUGCUGCUCACCAUUUGCUUUGUCAGGAGAAACAAAGGAGGAAAAUAUUCAGUGAAAGAAAAAGAAGAUUUGCAUCCAGAUCCCGAAGCUCAAUCAAUAAAAGAUGAAAUCUUUGGGGAAUAUAGUGACAGCGAUGAAAAGCCGCUGAAAGGCAGCCUCCAGUCGCUUAAUGGGGACAUUAAAGCCACUGAAAGUGCUGAUAGUCUGGUAGAUUAUGGAGAAGGGGAGCAUGGGAUGUUCAAUGAAGAUGGUUCAUUUAUUGGAGCUUAUUCUGGAUCUAAGGAAAAAGGAUCAGUGGAAAGCACUGGGAGUUCUACGGCAACUUUUCCUCUCCACGCCUGAAAUAUUGGCAGGGAUGGUUGGUGUUUAAUUGUGAUAUUUAUCUCGAUCAGCACUCCACAGGUUGCCAGUUGAGCUGGUCAGGACCAACCUGACACCCAGGUAAUAUAAAAAAUGAGUCACUGCCACUAAAAGAUGAUUUUCUAUCUUAAUUUCUACGUGUUUUCUUCUAAGUAAAACAAAAACGAAGAAUUAUUUGCUCUACAAAAUGUGUUAGUCUGACCAACCCAGAAAUUCUCGGUGUUAUAUCUGUAUCCUUAAAUGCUACUCCAUGUGUUUCCUAGGUUUGGAAUAUGUUUCUCUGUACAGAUAAUUUUUUCCUGUAUGGCUGUUGUCACUUUGUACAUACAUUUACGUGUAGAAUUCCCACAUGUGUCAUGGCCUCAGUUAUAACCCAGGAGUUAUAAACCAAGAAAAUCAAAUCAAAAUAGCAGGUUACUCUGCAAAGUGGCACAAUGACCCUACUGAGAAAAAUGCUAAUUUAAAAUACCGGAGAAAUAUAUUCUAUAUAUUGUAUAAUUUUUCCUAAGGUGUUAAACUCCUUCGUGUAUGAUACUCUAAAAAUUAUUUUAGUGGUUACAGCUGACUUCAAUUACCAAUACUUAGAGAUGCAGCUUUAUCCACAGCAAAAUGUGGAUGGAGCUGCUGCCCAGUAGCUGGCACUAUUUCCUUAAAUAAGUUAAGCUGCAGCAUCUUUCCUGUGGCAAGGCAAAACAGGGUUCCCAUCCCAUCACUCAAAAGUGUUUUAAUUUGUUUUCCCCAGUCUCUGCAAGCUGCAUUUCUAAGCAAAAUCCUUGUUGUCUGUCUCAUAUCUGUAUAUUUGUGAGCUAGCAAACAUUUCCUGGAGACGUUGUACAUAUGAUAUUAAUAUUGACAAAAGUAAAGAUCAGCCUGGUUUUAUUUUAAACGAGACAUGUUGCUAGCAUGGGUCUGUAUAGCUGUGUAGGAAUGAAUAGAAUUGCUUCUCAAUAUGAGUUUGGACCAGCAAAACUAGUUUUCAGAAGGAGUUUUUGUGUAUUCCAGUCAUCCCACUCUCACACUUUUCCAAUAUCACCUAAACUAGAGCUACCUGACUUUUGAGAGAUCAUUUAUUUUCAAGCUAUUCACUGUUAAAUGAACAGAAGCAAAAGCAAAGAGAAAAUAUUAUGGUAGAGUUUCUGUUAAUAUUUUGUUGACUGAAUGCUGGUUUAAAUUCUUUCCUUUGCCUCCCCAGCACUAACUCAGCAAAGCUGUACAGCGCAUUUUCUUGGUCUUUUUGUAUUGAAAUCUCCUGAAUCUCUUUAAUAGCAUUUGUACUUUUGAAUCUGCUAAUUUGAGUAGAGUAUCGAUGUGGCUUCAUUUCUUCUUGGGCUUUCAAAGGACUGUCACUUCCAUUAGAAUGUUUGUAAACAGUGACUGCAGGAGGAAUAGAUCCUAAAAGCUAUUUUGCAUUGUGAUGCUAAUUAGGCAAAUCUCCCCAGUGGCUCCUUCGUGGGCUCCAUGAUUUCAGUGGAGGAAAGCGAGGAAGCAAGAAUUCCUCCCGUGGUUCUGAGUUUCCAGUAAGGGCUCCAAUUAAGCCCAGUUAGUUGCCCACAGAAAUGCAGGUUGUUCCCAGUGGAAAGGCUGUGGAUCACACUCAGCUCCCCUUAGGCUGGGGCUGCUCCUCAGAGCUUGGUAAUUUCUGGAAGCCUUUGGUGCUCGGUGCUUCUGCGUAUCUGUGCUUCUUUUUUUUGUUUAAUUUUAGUUUUUAAGGGCCUUUCUCGUAACCUCUGUUUGGAAAAAACAACCCCCAACCAGCCAGCCCCAAACCCCCACUGAGGCUCUGUAUAUGAGUAUAAAAUGAUGAGUGGAAACCUGCCCUGAAUCAAAAAUCACCCCACGCUACAUCAGUGACCCAAAUCAUUCACUUUUUGUAAUUUAUGAAGUUUUAUUUUCUGUAUUUCACUCAAUCCAAACAUGGAAAAAUUCCAAAGAGCUUUUCAUUUUGGUAAAAACCCCCAAACAACAAAUCUUCCUUUUCAAAAGAAGGGAGUGCACAAUUGGAGACAUGUGAAAAUUGGCAUCUCAGCAACAGAGACGUUUCCCAGCAGCAUCUUUAUCUGCUGACUCGUGUCUGCUGCAGCCCAAACCAGAUAAAAUCUAAGAACUGAUUAGGCUUGUGACAAUCUUUGCUGCAAGCUUUGGGCUGUUUUUAAGGUAUUUCCUGUAGGAAUCAUCUGCACUGAUCAAGGGUCUUCUAGAUAGGAACAAAACUAGGGAAUAAAAUUGGGGUGGGCUCCCCUAAAUCCUCCCUGAGCCCUCUGGGCUGGGGAUGGGCUGUGUUUGCUCAUCCAUUUCCUUGUGCUUGGGGUCACUGCAGAUAAAACAGACUCCUCCUCUCAGCAAAAACCUCUGUUAAACAGGCACAAACUUCAGAUUGUAUUAGUGAGUGUCAAAUUAUGGAAUAAUGAACACGAAUCCCCUGUGCUCCCACUCGCUCUGUUGCUGCUGAGAGGUGUUUAUGAUGUCCCUGUGAUGUGCUGUUUUUCCCAUUAAAAUUUUAAUUCAGAUCCUUAAAUCUUAGUGUUGGUGCUUCACGAUGCCUCAGGGCCUAAAAAUCCAACAGUGAGGAAAAGAUGUGCAGUAGAACCUGUGCAGGGCACACAGGCUAUUGAGGAACAUACCCCGUGAAUAUUAAACAAAUGGCUCAAACUCUCAGGAAAUCUCCCUCACCUGAGCUGUUUUCUCUUCCCCAAUCAUUUAUUUCCCUGGUUUUCCCCCCUCCCUGGGCUUUUAUUUUCUGCUGGAAGGGUACAGCUCAUCCAGUGUGCCCUGGGAAGUGCAGGGCACCGAUGGUGUUUUAGAGAUUUGCUUUCGAAAAUAAAUUAACAGAGCAAGGCGAGAUUUUCCUGAGGAGUUUUUUGUCAUUGCAAGGAGUUGAGCUGAGGUUUUUUUUCUAGAUGUUACAGCUGAGAGAAAGUGUGGCCAUGUAGCUCAACAAAAAGCAUCACCAGCUUUACUGCACAUCACAGAAACACGGAAUACCCUGAGCUGGAAAGGACCCAUAAGGUCACCAAAGUCCAACUCCUGGCCCUGCAUAGGACAAGCCUCAAAAAUCCCACGAUGCUCUGAAAUCCUAAAUUAAGUCACUAAAUCCUUUGUUGCUUUUUUUUUUUCCCCCUCUGGAGAGGAGUGUUUAUUAAAAUUAGCUGAUGGCAGUCUGUGGUGAUCUUAUUAAUUAGUACCUGGCAGGGAAUGUCAGCCUGGCUGCUGGGAGGAGGGAGUCCUGCCGUGGGAGCAGACGGAGCUGGAUUGGGAAUCAUUGAUUAUCCCGUGCCAUGGCUGGGGUCUGGUUCCAUUUGGGAAUCAUUGAUUAUCCCGUGCCAUGGCUGGGGUCUGGUUCCAUUUGGGAAUCAUUCAUUAUCCCGUGCCAUGGCUGGGGUCUGGCUCCGUUUGGUUGUGAUCCACCAUUUCCUUUUGCCUCAGUCCAAGUGUGAGAGGGGAAAUGACACUUUCAGAUUUGAUAUCUAAGUCUAAAUCAUGUGAUUCCAACCAGCAAGGAGGAGGCCUUUCCCUGGCCCCACUCAUCCAGGUUUGUGGGUUUAAACAGCCUCUGGAAAGAAGAGAGGGAUGGAUGUGUCCCAAAAAGUUGUGCAGUUUUGACUGUGCAUGAGAUGAAACAAAUAAAAUCAGCUCUUCCUAAAUCAUGGGAAAAAACUCUGUCCUUUCUCCCAAGUGAACUGUUUGGAUUCACAGAGCAGCAUAAUAUUGGUUUGGUAAGGGCUGUAAUCCCAGAACUAUUUUUUUCUUUAAUUAAUAUAUAUAUUUAUGCAUAUAUAAUGUAAUUACACAAUCAAGAACUUGUAGGAAUGGCCCCAGCUUCCUUCUCUGGCAAAGUCUGGGGAUCCAACCUCCAGAAAUCUUCCAUUCUCUGCAGUUCAACAGGAAAACACUCCAGGACUGGUAUCAAAGCCCCACUGGGCUGGACCUUUAGGAAGAGCAGAAUUAGGAAUCAAAUCUGAAAAUGACUUUCCCCCUCUGGAUAAAAUUGUGUGUUCAUGUAUAAAAAACCUUCUUUGUAACUCACAUCUUAAAUGGAUCUAAUUGGAAUAUCAUAUAAUGAUUGAUAUUUGUUCAUGUUACACAAAUUUUAAUGAGCAGCUCUUUUCCUGGUAAGUAAUUCCAUUGACCGAGUGGGUCAAUCCAGUGCAUGAGAGGUUUUAAUAAAAGUUUUCAGGCCCAUAUAAUUUUUGAGAUGAAAAUAAGAACUAGCACAACCUUUCUGUAUAAAAAGGUGGGGUUUUUUUAAAUGAUAAAUCCACAUUUUGUAAACGAAAGUUAGAAUAACCUUCACUGAUCCUCGAGCUUCUGAAAGGAAACCUCCUCCUCCUCCUUUUUACAGUCAUUAUUUUGCAGAUGAAAGGUGCAAUUAGUUAUUUUACUUGCCUUCAAAAAACAGACCUAAAGGAAGGAAAUUCUUCCCAGAGAAUUUCCUUGGUUUGCCCGGGGAUUGAGCCCUCGGCUGCACCUCUGUCAAUGUUUAGGGUUUCAAAAUAUAAAUGCACAAACCGUGUUGGAGCACCAGGACAUGUUUACAUGGCAGCUCUGGAUCUCUCCUGUCCAAUCUCAAGUGAUCUGCACUGAUUUGUUCUGGUUUCAGGCAGGAACCCCCCGGUGGGUUUGAGCCAAAGCACACUGUCUGUGUUUCGGUUUAUUAUUAUUAUUAUUAUUAUUAUUACUGUUGUUGUUAUUAUUCUUUACACGAGAUACUUUGUAAUUUCACGAGGAAAAAAGAUCAAAGCAAAUGUGGUGUCACCGUCAGGACGUUACUUUUUUGGAGCUAAAUGUUUGUGUGCAUUGAUUAAAGUUUAGAGGAACGUGUUGUAUCUGUAGUUGCUGUUUGUACCACGCAGGUGUGCACGUAUGGUUCGAAAAGAUAUUUUCAUUUUACAUGAAAUACAACUUUGCUAAUAAAAGUUUGACUUGAUGUAAUCUUCAAAA